This is a messenger RNA of Limulus polyphemus (Atlantic horseshoe crab), 1814 nucleotides long. RefSeq names its product metabotropic glutamate receptor 3-like. Lineage: Eukaryota; Metazoa; Arthropoda; Merostomata; Xiphosura; Limulidae. Gene Ontology annotation, cellular component: membrane. The transcript is spliced from 2 exons. Gene Ontology annotation, molecular function: group II metabotropic glutamate receptor activity. Bases 108 to 1172 code for a protein of 354 amino acids. Gene Ontology annotation, biological process: G protein-coupled glutamate receptor signaling pathway; regulation of synaptic transmission, glutamatergic. The record is from RefSeq and is a predicted model, not a curated record.
ACCUGUCGGAAUUGUCCUUGGGGAACAUUGCCUAACGACAAAAAACCGAGUGCAUAGACAUCCAAGAAGAGUUUUUAUACUUUACGAACCCUUGGGCAAUUGGAACAAUGGGUUUUGCUGGCCUUGGCAUUCUUUUAAGUGUAUUCAUGGCUUUGGUGUUCUGGGCUUAUGGUGAUACACCAAUUAUUAAAGCUGCUGGUCGAGAACUCAGCUACCUUUUGCUGUUUGGUAUCUUCCUUUCUUACACCAUGACUUUUGUUAUUGUGGCUAAACCAACGCCCUGGACCUGUGGUCUCACGCGCUUCUUCUUGGGGUUCUGUUACACACUUUGCUACGCCUCUAUUGUGACAAAGACUAACCGAAUUGCUCGGAUAUUUACUCAACGUAGACAAAAACCGUGUCGAAAACCUCGCUACACCAGUCCACGUUCUCAGCUAGUCAUCACCGCCAUUUUGGUUUCUAUUGAAGUUAUCAUUACUACCCUUUGGCUGCUAUACGAUCGACCAACAGUAAGUCAUAUCCAUCCAACUCGCCAAGAAAACAUCCUCAUCUGCCGUGGUUCUGACAAGGCCUCUUAUCUAAUUGGUCUCAUUUAUCCCUUUGUACUCAUCGGUUUCUGUACCGUCUACGCUUUCAAAACCAGAAAAUGCCCAGAUGGAUUCAACGAAGCCCGUUAUUUGACGUUUACGAACUAUACUACCUGUGUUAUCUGGCUGGCGUUCUUGCCACUGUUCGUUCUUAGCACCAGCACUACCAUCAGGGCAGUCACUCUCAGCUUCUUGUUCAGUUUGAGCGGUAGCGUCCAGCUGGCUUGCCUCUUUGCUCCCAAGGUUUACAUUGCUCUGCUGAAGCCGGAGAAGAACACCAAAGAAAACGUCAUGUAUCAUCACAACAGAACAACUAGCCUCGGUCAAAGUUCAUCAUUUGGGCCAUCCACACCAACGCUCUUUGAUAAUGGUGGUUAUUCCACCAUCAAUAACCCAGGCUCCUUCAACAAAAAGUUUUCCUUGCAAAAUACCCUGCACCUGCCAGUGUCCUCAUCAUCACUUUUGAAUGUGCCAAACCUGGCACUGUUCAUUCAAGAGGAAUCGAAUCACAAGCCAAGCAGCACCGCAGCGCCAUCUUGUAAGGAUACUGGCGAUGUUAUGAUCAUGAAUAACAAAACGCUGUAGCCUCACGCGUUCAAACAGAAGAUCAACACUUGGAUCACAAGGGACCAAUGACUGAAAAAUAAAACAAAGUGUACUGAGUUCCAUCUAGUGGUAUAAAACACGUUUUUAAGUACAACAAGCAUUUAAGAAAGGAUUCUGAUAUACCCUUAAAAAUUAUAAUUUUCUUGUCAUUGGAAGUUCAUUAAUUAUGCUGUUAAUGCAGUAAAAUACAAUAGAAAAUCAUAUGGUAGUUAAUACGUACAUACAACUGUCUUUACGUUUAAAUACAGAGUUUUCUACUUGCGUGAUGUCUGUGUAUACCGUAAGUUGUGUAUAUGUAGUAUCUUUAAAAGUCAACGAUAACUUCUAGAGACAGUUAGGGCUAACGAAUCAUUUUUCAUAUUCAUUAAUCAGGUUAUGUUAUAAAAGCACGCAUGAUUGUUUAUGAUUUUCAAUCUACAAAAAAACACGUUAUUUAUUGUCGAACCCUUAUUGGAUCGUGUUUAUUUUUGUAUAUUUUGAAAUCCCGCCUUUUUUAUCAACGCUGAUUUUAUUGUCCUUUUAAUAUAACUAUUGUUUGAUACAAAGAAAUGUUUAGGUUGAAAUAGUUUCGGCUGUAUUUAUUAUCUCUUUAUAUCUUUUACUGUGCUUUACUGUGUUAUA